This is a messenger RNA of Physeter macrocephalus (sperm whale), 12185 nucleotides long. RefSeq names its product gigaxonin (gene GAN). The coding region runs from base 5898 to 8270 and encodes 790 amino acids. Gene Ontology annotation, molecular function: protein binding. The transcript has 19 exons. NCBI's taxonomy places the organism in Eukaryota, Metazoa, Chordata, Mammalia, Artiodactyla, Physeteridae. The record is from RefSeq and is a predicted model, not a curated record. Gene Ontology annotation, biological process: cytoskeleton organization.
GACCAUCCCCAGAAGAGCGCGUGACCUUGGGCGAGGCAGCCUCAUCAGCCGAGGCAGCCCCUGCUCGCCCAGCAACCGAGGGACUGCUCCUCAGUCCUGGCCGACACCUGGCCUCCUCCAGCCUCCGCCAUCCACUGACAAGGCCCUUUCAGCAUCCCUGCUGGGGGGCGGGGAGGGGAUGUCACAGAUUAUUUAGACAUCGUGAUGAUAGGGCGUCCCACCGGAUGGUGUCGCAGAAACGUCUUCCAUGUAGGUACACCUGAGUGGAGUGCUCAGAACAUCUGUGUGCCUGUAUGUCCAUGUACCUGCCUGUAUAUGUGAUGUCUGCAUGUGUGUAUAUAUGUGGGUAUGAAUACAUUAUUCAUGUAUAGGUGUAUGUAUGUAUUUAUUUGCUCUUGUUACUUGUGAAAAAUAAUCAAGUAAUUCUCAGUGUCAUCUGUUCAAAUAGCACACAAGUGUAGAAAGCAACAGAUCAAGUCCCCUCCCCCCUCCCCCUCCCCCUUCCUCCCCACCUCCCCGUCCAGCCCCCUCCAGAGGGAACCACCACCAUAUCCAUUCGACACUCUUCUACUCCUCUUUCUGUGCACCACGUACAUCUACAUGUACCCACACGAAUACGUGUCCCGUGUGUGGCUGCCGCCUCUAUGACGCCUGUAUUCUCAAGGAGGAGAGUGAGGUCCUCGAGGGAACAAAGGGGUUAGGUGAGAUCCUCCUCUGCCCAGAACCUUCUGGUGAUUUCCCGUCUUCCUCAGAAUAAGAUCCAGAGGCUUCACUCACCAGGCCAUCAAGGCCCACAUGCCCUCAUCCCAACUGCUGGCUCCCUGCUCACACGGUCGCCUCCUACACCUCAAACCUGCCAAACACGUUCCUGCCUCAGGGCCUUUGAUUUUGAUUCCCCUCCACCUGGAAUGUUCUUCCCCAGAUGGCUUCCUCCCUUGAUCAAUCCAGGUCUCGCUCUACGCUCCCCCAUCCCUGAGGUCUGCCUGUCUAUCACAGACCCCCCCGCCGACAGGCUUUCUCCACCCCCGACUCCAUUUUCUCAGUCGUGCUCAUCCAUCAUCCUUGACAUGUUGUAUAUAUUGAUCACUGACCCUUGGCCUCACCCCCACUGAAGUAUACACUCCAUGAAAGUGGGCGGGUGGUUUUAUUUUAUCUCCCCGGUUCCCCCAAAAGUGUCUGAUGUGUCUUAGGCCCUCACAUGAAUGUUUGUGGACUGAGUGAGCUGGGCAGGGGGGCCGGCAGGGAGCCAGCGGAAGUGGGUUUCCUCCUCAGGACCGUGAGCGUCCCGCCGGCAGGAGUGUCAGGGUCCUCUGGGCCUCCAGUCUGCAGCCCCUGGGGACCUCUGGCCCUGGAGAGUCCCACAGUGAGAAGACAGAGCCCCCGAGGACGGGGCACAGAGCCCUGUGAAGGGCUUUGGAAUGCAUUUGGAGAACUUUCUGAGAAGUCCCUGUGGCUGACCCUGGGAUUGGGUUUAUGGGGGAGAAAGCCUACAGUAACCACGCCUGUGUUCACCUUCCCAAACCCACACUCCCUCCCAAUAUGCCCUCCUCCUCUGUACACUACUCCUCGCCCCUCCCCCACCUAACUUCAAAGCCUGAUUCUGGGAAAGGAGAGAAAGAAGCAAUGAGCCAGAGGAGGUGGGGAAAUGGCAGCCUGGAGCGGCCCCUCCCUCCUUUCAGAAGGAGGAUGGUUAGGCCAGAGCUGCCAAAAGAAAGAAAAUACCCCUUCCCCCUUGGAUUAGGCAACUGGGGCUGCAGAUAUGGCUACUUGCCACCCAGAGUGAUACUGCCUGUGACACCCAGAGGCGCAUGAGGACGCCUAGUGAGCCGAUACUCACGUGGGCUCCUUGACUAGACCGGUCACUCAGCACCGCAGCCCUCCAGGGCAGCCGGGUUACUGGGAAAACCACACCUGCAGCGGGCAAAGGUCAGGAGAGGGGACCCAGGAGGGGCUUUAGGGGCGCUGGCCACCAAUGGGGCCUGAGGAGCCUUAGAUGGCUGGCCCUGACUGUUUCUCCCCCACCUGGCCUGGCCUGGGAGCUGGCCUGUCGCUGCCCGCCUGGACCACAGUCCAGUGAAGGCUGGGGAGAUGGUACACUCUCAGAUCCUGUAUCUCCCCGGGUACUGUCCUGGUAAGGAAGGGGCCCUGGCAGCAAAGCUUCCCUCCUCCCUCAGCACUUCUGCGUGUGUCUGGAGGUGGUACACACGCAGAAGAGAGGCUCAUAAAGGGGAGGGAAUGCUUCAGGGUCACAAGCAAGUGGAUGGCAGGGCUGGGUCUUGUCCCCUGCCUGAUGCCUCUGUGUUGGGCCUGCAGAGGAAGAGCUGACCACUGAUGUGCAUCUCCGUUCAGACUUACAUUCACAUCAUUGACCAAAGGACGAGGAAGCCCGUGCUGACCAAAUUUUACACGGACCCCAUGGUGGUGUUUCAUCACGUCAGCGCCUACGAAGAGGACGGCUGCCUUCUGUUCGACGUCAUUGCCUACGAGGACAGCAGCCUUUACUAGCUCUUCUACUUGGCCAACCUGGACAAGGACUUCCAGGAGAACUCCAGGCUCACCUCCGUCCCAGCCCUCAAGAGGUUCGCAGUGCCCCUCCACGUGGACAAGAAUGCAGAGGCGGGCUCCAAUUUAAUCAAACUGUCAUCUACAACAGCAAGAGCCCUGAAGGAAAAAGAGGACCAAGUCUACUGCCAGCCGGAGUUGCUUUAUGAAGGCUUAGAGCUGCCUCGGAUCAAUUGCGCUCACAAUGGGAAGCGAUACCGCUAUGUCUUUGCUGCUGAAGUCCGGUGGAGCCCCAUCCCAACCAAGAUAAUAAAAUACGACAUUCUCACGAAGUCAUCCUUGAAGUGGGGAGAGGUGCACUGCUGGCCGGCGGAGCCCGUGUUCGUGCCCACACCGGGUGCCAAGGACGAGGAUCACGGGAUUAUCUUAUCGGCCAUUGUCUCGACCGACCCCCAGAAGCUGCCUUUUCCGCUGGUUCUGGAUGCCAAAACUUUUACAGAAUUGGCUUGUGCCUCCCUUGAUGUAGAGAUGCACCUGGAUCUCCACGGGCUGUUCAUCCCAGGUGCCAACCGGGAUGCGGGGAAGCAGGCCCCUUCCCGGGAGGAGCGGGACACGGCUGCUGAGCGCUGUGUGGCCCCAAGGACCUGACAGGGUGGGGGCCUGGGCCCUGGAGAGCGGCUCCACCAGACUCAAGGGUGGUCCCUCCCUGGUUGGGGGGCAGGGGGCCCUUCGUUUUAUUUUGCACUUAUUAUUCUCUCCGUGGUUGCUUUGAGACACAGUUGCGGAAAUAGAGCUUUUAUCAGGAUCUUUUCUUUCAUUUCAUUUUGGCCGUAAGAACCUUGUUUGAAAGUUGAUCAAAUAUUUAUUGAUUAGCUCUAGUACUUCUAAAAGCCCCUUUCCUUUAGUAUAAAGACCGUGACCAUGAAUCAGCAAUUGUAUUAAGGCACAAAAUCGUGGCUCCUAGAAUGGGCAGCCACUGACCCACUGGAGAAGAGACACAGAGAUAUUUAUCGUUGCCCCUCCCUCCCUCCCUUCUUUCCCGUGGACCACGUGGUGACUUCUAGCUUUCUCAGCCCUGUGCUGUUAGUAGACUACGUGGCCCAGAAGGCGUGUACUUUGGUCGUUCCAUGCAAGGCGUGGCAUGAUAUAAAAUUGAUAAAACUUUAAAGCCUCUUCAGACCUUAUUUUGAUUUUACAUGGCUUCUUUCCUCUGAAGAUCUUCUAAGGCAGCAAAACAGAGGGGCAGAGCUAGACGGCUCAUAGUCCUCUGGGUGCCUCAUUGCACACCCAGUGGGACAGCAGACUGGUGUGGGCGUCCCCCACCGCAGGAGGGUAUGGAGGGGCUGGAAGCCAGGACUGAGUCCUGUCUUGCCUGAUGCUGAGAACCAGGGUGGCGAGGCAUGCCAGAGCCAUACAGGAAAGGGGGUCCCGUCAGCAGAAUUCCUUGGAGAUUCAUCCAAGUUGUUGUUUUGCUUUCCUUUUAUUUAUUUAUUUGGCUGCGUCGGGUCUUAGUUGCGGCUCCUGGGCUUCUCUCUAGUUGUGGCGCGCAGGCUCCAGAGCACGUGAUCUUAGUUGCCCCGUGGCAUGUGGGGUCUUAGUUCCCCGACCAGGGAUCGAACCCCCAUCCCCUGCAUUGGAAGGCGGAUUCUUAACCACUGGACCACCAGGGAAGUGCUAUCCAAGUUGUUGUUUGUUUUUCAUCCAAGUUGUCCUGUGUUGGGUAUGUUUUAUUCACUACUCUACCCUCUAGAACACUGCCUGGUAGAUGCAGGCUCUACCAACAAAUUAACUAUUUGUUGAACGAAUGAAUUCCGCCAACAAAGAAAUCCAACUCCAUAAUGUACCAAAAAGGGACAGAUAUUUUAAAAAAGAAAAAAAGAAAAGGAUAUUUUACUGAAGAUCUCCUGGGAAGACAAGGAAGACAGUUCACAUGGAACACCACCCCCAAAUUCCCUACAAGGGUUCCUCUCCCAGCUGUCCCUGGUCUCUCCUCUCUUUCUUCCCCUGUUGGUUCCUCAAAAACUCCUCUACCAUCCCAGCAUUUCCUUUUCAUGCUCAGCUCAUAGAUCCCAUUAAACAAAAACCCAAACUCCGUGGAUGGAAUGAAGACCAUCGACUCUUCUCCUCUGGAGACUUCAGUACUUCCAGCCUUGAUAAGAUGGAUUGGGAGGAAAUGUCAACCAUGGUGGCCUAAGAAACAUGUGAUGGAGGCCCGCAUUUGGGUGGCAGGAACGGAAAAGAGUUGACAAAUGGGACAGUCACUCACCUAUUCGUUAUUCUACUUUAAACGUUUGAGAAGAGGGUGGUAUUUGAAAAAUGCUCCACCGCUCUUCUACUGAAUUCCCACUGGCAAACAAUACCCAGACCUACUCAUGAAAAAGGACGCAGUUCUGCGGGGAAGAAAAACACACCAAAGGUCAAUGCUGGGACGUCCAAUUUACCUUGAUCCUGAAUUCCGUCAUAUUUCAGACACAGGCCAGGGUAAUUAGCUCAAAAGGCCACAGGAGCCAAGACGCGUGCGCCUUUCUUGAAGCCGAGACCGUCCGUCUUAUCCUCAGAGCCUUCCUUGUUAUGCUUCAUGUGGGUGUAGUGCAUGUCCAGGAAGUUCUGCAGGAAAAAUCACCCUGGAUCUGUUUAUUCCUUUGAUAAAGCCACAGCUUUUCACAAGUGCUCAAAGACGUGUCAGGUAUGUGGUAAGCCCUCAGAUGUUUGACCCACUAAUUUUUCCUUCAAGGGUUUCUCUAAUUUGAUUCCAUCUCAGGAAUAAGCUGGAUGUAUACGUGGACAAAUCAACUCACAAAAAAUCUAAGUGCAUUCGAGCUCCAUCCGCAUUCCUGGUUUGUACUCGUUUCCUCCCAAAGCUACCAAGCACCGGGCUGACUCAGUUGAGAAGGUUGCUGGUCCAGGUUAAGUGAAAACACCUUUGAUCACUUCUUCAGCUGUUUAAAGACAGUUUGGGUGGUUUUUAAAUGGCCGGGGGAAGUCUUUCCCAUGGUAAAUCAGGACAUGCAGACAGAAGAGUCAUCACCACCUUCCUCAUCAUCCAACCACAGUGAGACCAAUGGCCUCUGCUCUUCAGCUUCCUUCCAGGAGUCUGGACUCCGCGACCAGGUGCAGACGCAGGGCCACUGCCCUGGCUGCCGGGCUGCAGCAGGAAGCGGUCUCUCGAGGUCAAGCACCAGCAGAGAGGCUGGGGUUUUCUUGGACAAGAAGAUGGUUCCUUCAACCAGUGAAAAGAAACUGUAGGGCAGCUCUCUGCUGGUUCCAGCAAGGCGUUGGUUCAGAGACAAGGAAACCAAGAUGGAGCCUCAGUCAGUGGAGAUUUAGUAUCUUCCUCCAUCUUCAUCACUGGGUCCUGGCGAAGUUCCAGGUUGUUGUAAACAUCUGUUGGGGUGAUGGACGUAAAGCUCCCUGCACAGCAAACUGCACUAAGAACUCCACAGACUCCAAAAGUUAAGACGGACAAAUUAAGGAUGGGCACCUUACCCAUGGUAACACAGCUAGUGAGUGGAAGAGCCGAGACUCGGAUUCAGACUCACGGCGCCAGAGGCCACGGGCUUAACCACCGAGCGCCAGCCUGCCCACACACCUCUCCAUUGCUGCAGCGAUUGCUCUCAGCGGCGGACCUCGCCCGGCAGCGCCCGUUCAGGGACCGGCAGCUCAGUAGGAGGAACGAGGCUUCGGAUUGGCAGCCUCCGGCGACGCCGGGGGAGGGGGCGGGCACAAAGGCGCGGGAGCGUCGCGCAGAAAUGACGCAACACCGCGGCUCCUUAAAGGCGCCGGACUCUCGAGCGGCGCACGGCGCAGGCGCGUUCCGGAGGCUCCAGAUUUUGCUCGCAGCGCUGAGAGCGGGCCCGGGCAGACGGGCGCGAGCGGGUUGUGCAGACGAGGUGCGCCUCGGACGCGGGCGGCUCGAGGGGUCCGUUUGGGCGGUGUCCGGAGCCCGACCGGCGGGCUUAGGAGUGGGCGCCGCAAUGGCCGAAGGCAGCGCCGUGUCAGACCCUCAGCACGCCACGCGCCUACUGCGAGCGCUCAGCUCUUUCCGCGAGGAGUCCCGCUUCUGCGACGCUCACCUGGUCCUCGACGGGGAGGAGAUACCGGUGCAGAAGAACAUCCUGGCGGCUGCCAGCCCGUACAUCAGGACAAAGUUAAACUAUAAUCCUCCAAAAGAUGAUGGAUCAACCUAUAAGAUUGAACUUGAAGGGAUAUCGGUAAUGGUUAUGAGAGAGAUCCUGGAUUACAUCUUCAGUGGGCAGAUCCGGCUGAACGAAGAUACCAUCCAAGAUGUUGUGCAGGCAGCAGACCUGCUCCUGCUGACGGAUCUUAAAACUCUGUGCUGUGAGUUCUUAGAAGGCUGCAUUGCCGCCGAGAACUGCAUCGGAAUCCGAGACUUUGCCCUCCACUACUGCCUGCACCACGUCCAUUACCUGGCCACAGAAUACCUGGAGACUCACUUCCGAGAUGUCAGCAGCACAGAGGAAUUCCUAGAACUGAGUCCUCAAAAGCUUAAAGAAGUGAUUUCUCUUGAGAAGUUAAACGUUGGCAAUGAACGAUACGUAUUUGAAGCAGUCAUCCGAUGGAUAGCGCAUGAUACAGAAAUAAGAAAGGUCCACAUGAAGGAUGUCAUGUCCGCGCUGUGGGUUUCAGGGUUGGACUCGAGCUAUUUACGGGAGCAGAUGCUGAAUGAGCCGUUAGUCCGAGAGAUUGUCAAAGAGUGCAGCAACAUCCCUCUCAGCCAGCCGCAGCAGGGGGAGGCCAUGCUCGCCAGCUUCAAGCCCCGGGGCUACUCGGAGUGCAUCGUGACCGUUGGCGGAGAGGAAAGAGUUUCACGGAAGCCAACAGCAGCGAUGCGAUGUAUGUGCCCCCUCUAUGACCCUAAUCGGCAGCUGUGGAUUGAACUGGCCCCUUUAAGCAUGCCCAGAAUCAACCACGGAGUCCUCUCCGCAGAAGGAUUUUUGUUUGUAUUUGGGGGCCAAGAUGAAAAUAAGCAGACCCUGAGCUCAGGAGAAAAGUAUGACCCAGAUGCAAACACAUGGACUGCACUGCCACCAAUGAACGAGGCAAGACAUAACUUUGGAAUUGUGGAGAUAGAUGGGAUGCUGUACGUUUUAGGAGGAGAAGAUGGUGAAAAAGAGCUAAUUUCCAUGGAAUGUUAUGAUAUUUAUUCUAAAACCUGGACAAAGCAACCCGAUUUAACCAUGGUUAGAAAGAUUGGCUGCUAUGCAGCUAUGAAAAAGAAAAUCUAUGCCAUGGGUGGAGGAUCAUAUGGAAAACUCUUCGAGUCUGUGGAAUGUUACGACACACGGACCCAGCAGUGGACCGCUAUCUGUCCACUGAAAGAGAGAAGGUUUGGAGCUGUAGCCUGUGGAGUCGCCAUGGAACUGUAUGUAUUUGGGGGAGUCAGAAGUCGCGAGGACAUCCAGGGGGGCGAGAUGGUAACCUGCAAGUCGGAAUUCUACCACGAUGAGUUCAAAAGGUGGAUCUAUCUUAAUGACCAGAAUUUAUGCAUCCCCGCCAGUUCCUCUUUUGUGUACGGAGCUGUCCCCAUAGGAGCCAGUAUCUAUGUCAUCGGAGAUCUGGAUACAGGUACCAAUUACGACUAUGUGCGCGAGUUCAAAAGGAGCACGGGAACCUGGCACCACACCAAGCCCCUCCUCCCCUCCGACCUCCGCCGCACCGGGUGUGCAGCCUUACGUAUUGCGAAUUGCAAGCUGUUCCGCCUGCAGCUUCAGCAGGGCUUGUUCCGCAUCCGCGUUCACUCACCUUGACGGGGCCGCGGCGCGGAAGCGGAGCUCCUGACCAAGCGCGCCGGGACGCGGCGCUCUGCGAGGGGACAGAGAUGGCAGGCGACCCUUGCUCUGCGCCGGCCUCUGUGCGGUAACGCGAGUGGUUUUCUAACGCUUCGAAGCCUGGGCUUCCAGCUCUUGUUCGGGAGAACACGUAACUGCUGAAAAAAAAAACGAGGAGGAGUCAGUUCCUCCAGGAGAUGUGCCCCUAGACCAACCGGGCUAGUCAGCGUCAGAGGCAAAGGGAAGUGGGGAUCCGUGUCAUGUAAAAUCAGGAAGUGACAGCACCGAGGUGCAUGUCCCCGCGGGGAGCUCACGUCUGGCUGACCGCUGUGUUCCAGUACCUGGCUUUGGUUAACAAGCGAGCAAACAUGCAUAUAUCAACAUAUCCAAACAUACCGGGAUUGCUUUUCCACUGCACUUGGAAGGAGAUAGGAUGCCUAACUGUGCCCAGCAAUUUAAGGUUUGUGCCUAAAAUGUUAGGUUGGACUCAAUGCCAGUUAGUCUCCACUUACUACUAGUUCUCUGUCCUAAGAAUCUUUUUUAAACUAAAUUAUGAUGAAUUGAAACUAAGGUAAAAUGUCUCUUUUAUGACAUUCUAUCUUAGUGAUCCAAAAGAGUCAAUAAAUUAAGGAGUCAGGUGGCAGCCCUCCUGUGAAGUUAAAGGAAGUUGCUGACUUCUGUGUUAAUUCAGAUGAAGAUGUGUCAUGCCGUCAUUUCUGGGGUUGUGAAGGAUCUCAUACAGUGCCAGUCUUCCUUUCCAACUAACCAGAACUGUUUUAUAAAUAUGAGGAUGUUAGUGAGUAGGAGAUUUUGUACAAGAAGGACCUGAGCCGGACAAAUAAUAAAGAUCUGCUAUGACCAAAAAAAAAAAAAAAAAAAAAAAAAAAAAAGUCCAGAGGAAAUAUAUAGGGAUCAAAAACUUUUAAAAGUAAUCUGUCUGAAAGCACACAAAGUCUUGUUUACUACUGUCUAGGAUUUGAAAACGUGUCUUGGAAUGCGAAUCCAUGUAAAGAAUCUAGUCUUUGUAGCAGAAUUUUCUCAACGCCACGAGUUUCAGACAAAUUACGUUACAAGUAAAGGUUGGCUGGUAGAAUAAACUACCUCAACUUAAUUUCAUUCUGUUCGUGUAGAGCAAAUUAAUCCUUUCCUCCUUCCCUCCCUCUCACUCCCAUGUCGACCCACUCAACCGCACUCCCCAAGGGGGAAAAAGUCUGUCAUUAGUGGCACUUACCUUGUAAGGUAUUUUGUUUUCCAUUCGAAUUAUACCCCCUUAGUGUGAAACCAAGGAGUUCAAAGUGCUUGAUGACUUCAUCAUUUGAAUUUUAUGCAAUAUCAGAUUUCUAAUCAAUUUAAUAUAGAGCUCUUCAUUUCUAAUUGUUUUCUACAGCUUCCCCCCACCCUUAGUAUAUGGCUAUAAGAAGCAGCAUUUAGUCUUAAUGAUUGAUAAAUGUGUAAGUGUAUCCUUUGGUUAUACAUUUGAGAAUAGGAAUUUCUCCUAGAAACUUCCUACCUGGAAUGUCUGUAUGCUUUUCCCAUGCAUAUGAAACAUCGUUUGUCUUUUCCCACCCAGGAACAGUAGAAGUCAAUCCAGUGCUAGAAAAGUCACUGAGCAGCCUUGUCUGUGGGAAUUCUAAAGAAUGUUGUGUGUGCACAUUAACUCUCCAUCCUGGCAGAGACAUGGGUAAAAGGAGGUACAGGGUUUUCCUCUUCUCUAUCAGAGGCACUGGGCCAGAUUUGCCAGCCUUUCACAUAACAGUCAGAUUUGACAUGUAGGUCAAAGCCAGCCUCUUUGCUUUGUGCUGUGUACCAGUCAGCUGUUGUCUGCAUGCUUUCCCCAGGAUACCUUGGAUGUCUUUUAAUCAAAGCAAACUGCUUGGCCACUGCAAAGAAAGAAAACUUUCUUUGUACAACUAGAUGUUAGUUUUAGAGGAAAUAAAUUUCUGAAAAAGUGGAUUUUCUUUGGUAAAAUGUCCCAUACAGAGCAGAACCCUGGCCUUCAGAAGCCACAGCUGAGGUACAUUAAAGUGGUAACUGAUGUUCUAUUAAAGCCAUGACAGUCAGCAAUUCUCUUUUCUUUAAUUUCUGAAAUUUAAAGUCCUUCCCAGGCUAACCAGGCCUCUCCAAGGAGACAGUUCAUUGUUUAGGAGUGAGUGGGUCCCUGCUGCAGUAUUAUCAGUGCCUGCAUGACUUGGUCAAUUCAUUUUAUAUAAGUAGUUUUGUUUUGUUUUUUUUUUAAUUUAGUUCAUUGACCCUGUAGCUGCAGAAAUUAGGUAACUUUUUAAAAAUUAAAUUUGCCACAUAAUAUCGGAUGCAAUAAACAAGAAAAGCUGCUAAGUGCCAAACUGUUAUUUUACUAUAUAUAAAUAUAAAAAUAUUACAUUGUCAUGUAGGGAUAUAUUUAAUUUUAUUAUGUUCCAAAAUUAAUCAUGACUUUUGUAAAUUACAGUUACUUUAGUAUCGUGAAAAAUUCUUUAACUAAUUUCACACAGGUUUGUGUUUUAACCAUCCGUUUAUGCCUUGACAUAUCCUUUCUUGGUAAAUUUUUGAUACUUUUUCCAUUAGGCACUUUUAUCAGGUGUAUAUUGGAAUUAGCGGUGAAAGAUGGAUCUUAAAAUUUUAAAUACAGUAUCUUUGGGGGAAGUGCAAUUUAUUUUCGUUAUCCGCCAACAGAAGGAAAGUUGUCUCAGCUUAGAGUAAUUUAAAGGAUUUCUUCUAGGCUACGGCCUAAAGUAGGUUUGUUUGUUUCUUUGUUUAACACAUCCAAAUACAGAUUUUUUUUUCAAAGAUUUAAGUGUUUAAUUUAAAAUGAAGUUUUAAUUUUUUCUGUGAUAGUGCUUAUAUCCUGUGAGAUGUAAAAGUGUGAGAGAGAGUGUGUGUGUGAGUGUGUGUAUGUGUGUGAUGUGACUAGGUAAAUCUGUUUGUAUAUGUUUAGCUUUGGAAUUGUCGUUCCAAACUACAUGUAUUAUUGUCUCCUGGUGCUUCAGAUAAAUUCUUGAGCCUGUGGUCCUUCAGUUUAUACUACUGUGUUAAACUCAUGUUGAGUGUGUAUAUUGAUGUAUUUGUAGUUUGUAGUAAGUUUUACUUGGCGUUUGCAUUCCUUUUCUUUAGCAUAUUAAAAACAGUGUUAGUGUUUACCACCUCAUAGUUGGUAUGUUAUGAAGAUUUGGCCUAAGAAAUUUCUAAAUUCAUCGUUUCUUUUACUGCUGUGAGGAGUUGAUAGCUGACAGUAGGCUUUUUUCAAACUGUGCAACCACCAAAAAAGAGUAUUUGGGGGAUGUUGGAUGGCAUAUUGUUUGUCUUGAAGUGUUCUGUUAUCUUGCACUAUCACUUUAAUGAUGGCACUUUCUUCGGUGAUGCUUUGGAAGUGCCAUUUUGUCGUUUAUGAGUGAGGAGUUCCCUAGGCAAUGCAUGGGAGAUACAUCGUUUAUAUUGAUGUGGUAAAGACGGGGCUCCUUUGCUGUGGCACUGCAGUUACUCAGGGUAGCAAGUUAGGUUUUUAGAGAAAUGUGUUAGCUGCUUAGGUCCUUUGGGGUUCCGUCUGGUGUGUUCCUGCUUCAUUGCACCAAACCAGGGAUCUCCAAAAGUUUUCCAAGGAGCAUUAAAAACACUGCAGUAUUACCUUCCGGAAUGUUGGCUUUCUUGAUUCAAGAGGAGGCUGCCUGUGGUCAGAUGAAGAAUCCGGGGAAAGAAUGAGGUGGCACUUUCACCACAUCAGUUUCGAAGGUGCUGGAACCCCCGUACAGAGCACCCAGUGGAAGGGAAGGGAAGAGUGAGGCUGCUCUGGUUCAGUGGGUGCCCCUGGAGCCGUGAGAGAAGAGACUCCAACUGGCACAGAAAAGCCCGCUCUGGGUUUAAUCAACAGUGUUGAUUGAGCACCUACUCGGAAUUCUGCUU